Sinocyclocheilus grahami is the source of this 462-nucleotide messenger RNA. RefSeq names its product endonuclease domain-containing 1 protein-like. The record is from RefSeq and is a predicted model, not a curated record. NCBI's taxonomy places the organism in Eukaryota, Metazoa, Chordata, Actinopteri, Cypriniformes, Cyprinidae. Gene Ontology annotation, molecular function: hydrolase activity; metal ion binding; nucleic acid binding. The transcript has 3 exons. Bases 1 to 462 code for a protein of 153 amino acids.
AUGCGGCUGUUUAUCGCUGUGCUGCUGGCGUUGAGCUGUCCAUUCAGCAGAAAUCAGGCCACUGAAGAAGACUACUUCGAAAACCGCUAUGGAGUGAAUUGUGGCCACUUAUUUCCCAACUGUCACGCAGCUGAUGAAUUCACGGCCAAAUCUACAUUCACACUCACCAACAUUGUGCCACAAAAUAUCAGCUUUAAUGCCGGCAGUUGGAAUCGCAUUGAAAACGAGACCAGAGAUAGCAUGAGUACACAUUGCUAUGACAAUAACAAUAAAGUUUUAGCCCAUGUGCUGACCGGAGCUAUACCUGGCAAAAACAAACUAAACAAUAGAGUGAACAUUCCCUCUUACAUGUGGACGGCAUUCUGCUGCUAUAACAGUAGAAAAAGAUUGGAAGAUGAGGCUGUUUAUCGUGAGCGUCUCUGUCCUGCUGCUGCUUCUGGCUUCUUCAUGCGUCUCAUCUGA